Molecule: messenger RNA, 903 nt
Organism: Cyphellophora attinorum
Lineage: Eukaryota; Fungi; Ascomycota; Eurotiomycetes; Chaetothyriales; Cyphellophoraceae
Exons: 2
Molecular function (GO): oxidoreductase activity, acting on the CH-OH group of donors, NAD or NADP as acceptor
Source: RefSeq, a predicted model, not a curated record
AUGGACUCCGACGACGAGCCACCAGUCUACGCCUCUCCUGUCGCCCGCAAGAUCACGACCUCGGUGCCCACCAGCUCAACCCAAUCCCCAUCGAAACCAUGGCACGCCCACGUCAACCUCGACCUCGUUCUGUACAUCCUCUCGCGCUCAGUCUUCCACCCAGCUAUCACACUGAUCUUCUACCUAUGCCUCGCCGCCCUGCACAAGCACAAGGAGCCUAUCUCCUUCUACGUGCUGUACUGGUCGGCGUUUCUGUGCUCGCUAGAGAUCUUGUUCUACCUGAAUCGGAGGAUCAGUCUCGGACCGCCGAGGGACGUCGAUUGGGAGAGUGAGGUGGUCGUGAUUACGGGCGGGGGUAGUGGGCUGGGUAGGAGGUUGAUGGAGGCGUUCGUGAUGAGGGGUGUCAAGGUGGGAGUGCUGGAUAUCAAGGGGAUUGAUGCGAGGCGGAGGACUCGGCCCACCCACAAUCCUGAUCAACAACGCAGCAGCACGCAUCAACGCCCUUCCUCUCCUUCCAACAACCAACUCAUCCCCAACCCCAUCAUCAGACGAGAAGCAACCACUACCAAGCCAGACUCUCCACCCAACCCUAGCCACCACAACCCUUCACACCAACACCCUCGCCCACUUCAACACCCUACACACCACCCUCCCGCACCUUCUCUCCUCCACCACCGGCACCACAUCAUCACCAUCUCCUCCAUCCUCCGACACCUCUCCCCGUCCCAUCUCUCCGACUAUGUCGCGUCUAAAGCCGCCGUCUCCGCCCUCCACACCUCCCUGACCCACGAGAUCCUCUCCCAUCCCGACCCCUGGGUCCGACGGAACAUCAAGACCUUGCUGGUAGAGGUAGGCGAGAUGGACACGGAUCUCUUCAGUCCGGUGACGAGGCUGCCCUGGUGG